Molecule: messenger RNA, 486 nt
Organism: Seminavis robusta
Lineage: Eukaryota; Bacillariophyta; Bacillariophyceae; Naviculales; Naviculaceae
Source: the annotation of a GenBank genome assembly
AUGAGUUAUUGGCUGAACGAAAUGGAAUUUGAAGAGCCCGACACCCUCACUGAAGGGUUGUUACUCUCUCAUGGUGGUGGUAGCGACGCGAACGGCGGCGGAACCAAGGACUACUCCAUGAUUUUGGGCAUGCAGCUCUCGCACGUUCUGUUGGGCGACAACAACAACAAUAACAAGAUGGUCCCUCACCAUGAUGACGUCGAAUGGGGAUCAUCAUCUACUACUACUUCGACUGCAACAACAACCGAACGCUGUGGAUUCUGUUGGGCGGGUAUCCUCCUCUUGGUCUACUCGGUGAUACUCUUUUGCAGUGUCAUUGACUUGAUCUUGGACUUUCACAUCUUUCCAGGCGUCACCAUUCCGAUUCUCAUUGCCAUUCUCUUGGUGGUGCUAGUAGUCACGGCGCUCUACCUCGCCAUGCCCAUUCUCAUGGCGGUCAACGAAAUAUACCUCUUUGAGCGGCGAUUGUUGGUGGUGGAGUCUUGA